Spirodela intermedia is the source of this 7816-nucleotide messenger RNA. The record is from the annotation of a GenBank genome assembly. Lineage: Eukaryota; Viridiplantae; Streptophyta; Magnoliopsida; Alismatales; Araceae.
AUGGACCCCUCCUUCGUGAGCAAGCUUCUCGACGAGGAUGAGGUUUGUUUUUCUAUGUUUAUUCAAGCCUCCCCUCUUAUAUUCGUCGUCUUUGCUUUGAGGUUUCUCAAUAUUUUCUAAUUUUGAUGUUGAAUGGUCGUUCUCUUGACAGGUUGAUAGUACCCAUUCUGGAGCAGAUGUGGAGGCUUUCACUGCUGCGCUGAAUAGAGAUAUCAGUGUAGACAUGUCUGCCCCCACGAUUGCUCAGCAACCCAAUCCUCCAGGAGCAUGUAAGUCGAUCAUCGGCUCCUGACCCAACUGACCUGGAUGUCAAUUUGGGGAUAUACGGAGGAUCAGUAUUGUGACUGUUUAUUCAAAUUGAGGCGACAGGGCAUAUUUUUGAGUCAUGGGCUCUCAAAAUUUUGUUGAUUAAUGUUUACCGGAUGUUCAUUAAGUUACCUCUAUGAUGGGGAGAUGUGGAGAGUUCAACGUCAAAAUUUUACAUUAAGUUUACCUCCUGACCAGCCUACGUCUACUCAUCUGCCAAUCAUUAUUAGAUUUGUUCAGGCUCAGGCAGGUUCUCGUGCCAGGAGUUUGUUUUUUGUUUCUGUGCUAGUUUAUAGAUAGAUGUUAAGGUUUGUGUCUAGAAGUGAAGCUUAUGCUGCUUAUUUUUAUCGUUAGGGACUCCAGAAAAGUAACGAUCAGUUUUUUACUUGGUUAACAAUUAGGCUAGAAGUGACACAACAGCAGUCUUCGAGUGGAAUAUCAAAUCUUUGGUCAUUUUGUUAGCUUAUAAGGAACAGAGACUACAAUUAAUUUGCUCAAUUAAGGACUAGGUUUGGAGUUUUCCUGGUUGUUGUUAUAGUCAGUAGACUUUAAAUUGGGGAUCGGAAGUAAGUUGAUGACAUAGAGAAGCCAGAUAAAGUUUCUUAUUUCUUGAUGGUGAAGUAACUGGAAAGUGAAGAAUGCUAUGAUUAUUAGGUAUGCUAUGAAUUUUUAAGUGUGAUCUGUACAGGUCUCCUAAUUUGGAUUUAAACAACUCUACCAACUCUACCUACUUACCAAACAUUUAGGAUUAUAAAUGUUAGAUCUUCCUCACUUGUAAGUUCGUUUAGAUGUUGCGGCAUUUUUUGUUGAAGUCCUCCGCUCGUAAUUACAACUUUCUGCUUCCAAGGAUAAUCUGACUUUUUGCUGCUGACACCUGCUACAAGUUAAGAACUUUCAGCUUCCCCGGCCAGGUGUUGUAAGGGGGUUGGUGGAGAUUCCUUUGGAGAACUGAUGACACCCUUUAGUUCCUAUUCUGCACACUCUUGUCAUCCAUUCUACUAACUCGCGAGUUUCUUUCAUUGGUCUGAAUGGAUCCCAGUUAGGGGGCAGUUUUCAGAAGACUAGGGUCUACUAGUACAGGUACAGCUGUGAUAUUGUCAGCCAAGUGAAUUAAGGGUAUUAGAAAUUAUAUGCUUUUAUGAACACACUCCUUUCUAGAGAUUUUUUAUACUUCGUAUGUUAACCACAAUUUUCUCCAAUCAAAUAGUGAAACAGUAGGAUUCUAUUAAGAUGUAAUUAAGUGAACUUUUGCAUCAUCCUUUAUCUGAUAUCUGAUGCCAUUGGUUAAUUCAUAUAAUUAGUCAUUCAUUGCAAUUUUACGGUAUUGUGAAGUUUCUUUAAGCAUCGAAUAAGGCUUAGCAUGUAUAAUGAUGAAAUGGGGUAAAUCAAUACACAAUAGUGAUUCUGCUUAAAACUCCAUGUUCACUGAUAAUCGUGUAUCAUAUCCCAGUCAAGAGGCGUUUGCUUUGAAGCAUUUUCCAUGGUUGGCAAGUAUUUACCUAUCUUUAUCAAAUUAAGGCAAAAUGAGAAUACCAUGUAUUCUUUAAACACAAUGCCCCUAGCUUACCUUCUACAUUUUUGUUUUUCUAAGUUUUAAUCUCUUAUUGGAUUUCUUUAUGGCUUUUCGUCUGAAUUCAGUGGGAGCAUUAGCCACUGAUAGCAAUUCUACACCAAACCAGCUGAUUGACGAUUGGCAUGCAUCUAGUAAAGAAGAUGAUGCUGUGCACCAAAGUCUACAGCAGGAAGAACAGACGGGGAUUGAUGCUCAAGAACAACAGCCAUCUCAAGUAGAACCGAUAAAGCACCCAGAGAGUGCGGAGUAUCAGCACCAACAGCCCGAUCAUCAAACAGAACACGAAAAACCUACUGUUCAGUCAGAAAAUCCUUUUACUGAUCCUCAACAUCUGCAAAAGGAUCACCCAGUUGAAAAAAUUUCAGUCUCAAAUUCUCAGGAAAGUUCCGUUCAUCAGUCACAACAAGAUAAACUUAAGCAUCCUGAGAGUCAGCAACAAGGUUUAACACAGCAGUUGAAUGAACAGCAGGCAUCAACAUCAGAUCAAACAAGCAACCAGAUGAAGCGAAUGAAAUCUGGAUCUGUGCCGUUUACUAUGUUGAUUCCAAUAUUACGUCCUCACCUCGAUAAAGAUCGAAAUAUGCAGCUUGAUGCUGUCUUUGCUAAAUUGCGGGUUGGGUAUUCACUACUAGAUGCAGUGCAAAUUUCUUUAUAUUUAUAAGGAAAACAUUUUCUUUAUGUACAUUUAAUCCAUCGUUAAUGUGUUUUCGUAUGCUUUAUUUGUGUCCAGAGUAACGAAAUUACGAAGGAACACUUUUUGAGGGUAAUCAGGAACAUUGUUGGUGAUCCAAUGCUCAGACAGGCAGCUCAAAAAGUACAGGCACAGGCAAGGAGAUAUGCAUUUCAUGUGAUUGUAGGAAAAUGAAUCUUUUAAAUUAUUUUGUACACACAUACUCUGCCAGAUUUUAAAAACUCGAAGGGAUUAUACAUUAUAAGAGAUGGAAAUCGAAAACAACAACCUAAAAUAAAUUCUUGAAGAGAAAAUUUUCAUUCAUUUGAUACUUUCCUAAAGUUUACUUUAAAAUUUGGUUCCAGAUGGCUGGUCGAAGUUCUCAAAUCAGUUCCACACAAAGCGAGUUACAGGCUUCUCAACAACAGGCAUCGCGUGGUACUCAGCAGGUUGUUGAAGGCCAAUCCGUCUCCCAGCUGCAUUCCAUAUCCUCUCAACAGCAGAGGAGCCAGACAUCAGCGAGUGUGCAGCAGUAUGUUGAAGGGCAGUCUGUUCUACAGCUUCAGCAUAUCUCACCAGUUUCUCUUCAGAAAGUCCAGAAAUCCACUACUCAGCAAUCUCAGGCGACUGCAGGUCAGACUGAUAUGAGCACUGUGAAGUCAAAUGUAGAUAAUCAAUCCAUUUUGUUGGGGCAUCCUCCAGCCCAAGUUCCUUCCACUGGCGUGAGCGUAUUGAAGCAAGAAAGGGAGGUUUCUUUGGUUUCAGUUCAAGCAGUGAACAAACAACAACAACUCUCACAACAUUCACCAUCCUCUUUACCUAUGUAUGGUGCCACUGUUACCAAUUUUAAUUCCCAGAUAUUACCCAGACCAGCUGGAACUUCUUCAGUCGUUUCUCGUAAAUCUCAAAUUCAGGAUUCACCGAUGAGACAACUCACACCACAGGGGAUACUUUCCAUGCACCCAGGGUCAUCCCAGCCUGCGAACAUCAUGAACACUUCCAAGUAUGACGUUCAAAGCGCUGUAACCGAGUCCAGUAGACACGGAGGGACUGUUUCUCACUUUACAAGCCACAUAUCUGCACAACAAAGUCAACCUUCCCGGCAAUCAUCCACUAGCAAAGAGCAGAAAGCUAGCCCUUUAUCAACCACGCCCUUUGUCAAACAGGAAGUUGCUGAACAAGCAAUUGAACUGGAAAGUCGAUCUCAAAUUUCACCUCUCCAGGGUUCUUUUGGUACUCGACAUGUUGACCAGGGGAAUGCAGCUCCUAGCUCUUCAAAGGUUGAAGCUGUUGAGAAACAGACAUCAAGAGUUACUUUUUCUGCAUCUACAAGUACGGUGACAACAAACCAGAUGCCUGGUUCUAUGACGUCCCCGCUGGAGUCUGGAAUGCAGGUUUGAUGUUCAAGUUAUGCUUCUGCAUGAUUUCAUUGUUCCGUGAUGAGACUUCAUUAUCAGAAUGCUGUCUAAGAACUAUUUUAUGCUGCUUAUUCUGUCCCAUCCUCCCUGUUGGGGUCAUAUCGACCCUAUGCAAAAGGCUAGUAAAUGAUAUGCUGGCAAAGAGAGAACAUGACCUGGUUAAAAUGGAGCCUGACGGAAGUGUGGCAAAAAAGUAUAGCAUCCCUCUGAAUCACAUGUGUGGAUAUACUUAAUGUAAGAAUCAUGGUAGGAACGGUUUAAUUUCAUAGCUGAUGAUGAAUUAUGUUGGAAACAAUGACAAAACAAGGGCCAACUCGGAUAAGGUGGCCAAUGCAAACCUAGAUGAAACCCAUAGGCAUGUAAAGCCCUUGCCAGCAAUAAGCUAAUGUCUAGUGGAUAUCAUGCCAAAAAAUCCUAGCAAAAAUUUCGAACGUGAAGCCAUAAUUUUCGUUUUUAAUUCAAUAGAAAGGUUUCUAUCAAUUGACGAGACAAGAAAGGUUUCGCAGUUGUUGGUUGAAUUAUCGAGCAUAGAUACCUGAAAUAAUCUUCUGAUGGAACUCUUAAUGGGCUACUCUGUUUACUCUCCAUUGUUUCCACGGACAUGCAACUCAUGUAUUGUCUUAUUAUAACUCAUCUUAAAAUUCUUAGAGUCUGUGGUCUCAUUUAUUAUCUUUGCUCUUACUUAUAUCCAUCAAUAUCAUAACUAUCAUUGUGCGGAAGUCAAUCUGUAGGAGAUUACAUAUAUGAACAUUGGAGAUAGUAAAUUUUGUUAUGCUGCUAUUAGGUAUUCAGACGUAUAUCCUGCACUACUCACAUUCACUCUCCAUGUCUCUCAUAGCAUUAUGCAAAUCGCCAUGUUUACAUUGCCUGCUGCCCUGUUUGACAGUACUUAAACGCCAUGUUUGACAUUUAUGAUUUUUCUCACGGUGAGUUGUUCUUUGAACAACCAUAUUUUGUUGUCCACAUUACCGUCUAGUUGUCACGUGUUUUAUUUUUUGAAUUCCAUCAUCUCACAAUUUCUUCCCUGUUGGUAUCUAGUUUUUAUGUUGAUUUGUCAACCAGCAGAUUUCAUCUACCUCUGUUUGAUAUCUUCGUUUUGCUGCUAAUCAGGGACGAUCCCAGAUCCCAUCUGCUACCCCACCUGUUGCAACUGGAGUCAGUGCUAGGACUCCUCCGAAGAAAACGUCUGUUGGCCAGAAGAAACCACUUGAUACUCAAAGCACCCCAUCUCCUGCAAGGUAAAUUCUUGCCCAAGCUGCUGUUACGGGGAAUCAUGCAACUAGUGGCUGCUUAGGGAUUUUUUUCUGUGGUCGUCCUAUCAGUUUUCUUUCCUCGCUCAUGCUGCUUUUAAAUUGCACAGCAAAAAGCAAAAGGUGUCUGGUGCUUACCAUGAUCAAAGUAUUGAACAACUCAAUGAUGUUACUGCUGUUAGUGGAGUCAACCUCAGGGUACAUCUCUAAAUUUCCUCUUUACCAUUAGAUAUGAUACACUUAAAGAGAGAUCUGAUCAAUAGUUGACAAGGUGAUGUUCACAAGCUUUGCUUCUCAAGCUCAUGAUGCAUCUCAUCAUUGGACUUGUACCAGGAAGAAGAGGAGCAACUUCUUUCUGCCCCCAAAGAAGAAAGCCGAGCUUCGGAAGCAACCCGGAGGGUAGUGCGGGAAGAGGAAGAAAAACUAAUUCUGCAGAAGGGCCCCCUUCAUAAAAAAAUCGCUGAAAUCAGUUAAAAAAAACAUACCCCAAUUUGAAUUAUGCUAUAUAAAUAUUUAUGAUGAAAAAUGGACAAAAUAAAAGUGUACUAAUUUCUGUUCUUGUUGCAGUGUCCAAAUGUGGAAUAAAGAAUAUUAGCACUGACGUGGAACGGUGUCUUUCACUGGUGAGAUAUGUCACACAUAUUUCCUUGAUGCUGAUCAUUUGCUAAUGAUGUACAAUUUAUUUUUAGGGUGUCGAAGAGCGUUUGCGGGGAUUGAUUAGUAACAUGAUAAGGUUAUCACGACAGGCAAGCAUCAAGUUUUCAUCAUAUUUUAUAUCAUGGAAUCAAUAUCUUGCCACCGAUUAUGAACUUCGUCGUGGUAUUUAUAAUGUUUGCAGCGAGUUGAUAUCGAGAAGGCUAGGCAUCAGAUUGUUGUAACUUCGGAUGUACGGCGCCAGAUAUUGAUGAUGAGCAAGAAGGCAAAGGAGGAGUGGGAGAGAAAGCAAGCUGAAGAAGCAGAAAAGCUUCGGAAGCAAAAUGUAGUAAGUAGCUUCAUACCUACCCUGGAAUAAUGGAGCCUAUCAGUGGCGUUUACCCUAUUUUAAGAUUUUUUCUGUGGUGCUUGAAAUCACUCUUAGCAUGAAAUGUACAUCUAGGUUCCCAAACCCAUCAUUUUCUUGCGGCACAUUAUUCUUUUGACAUAUUUUCAUUGGAUUUCUUCCUUCAAUGUCUCUUAUUCCAUUGCCAAUUGAGGUUUUUCUGACUCAGCUAACAGUGGAUACUCUGGUUAAGCUUCUGAGUUCAUUAACAUUGUUUGGGCAGAUUAUGAUAAACUUUGGCAUGUAGUUUGAUGGUUUGCAUCUGAUAAUUUGUGCAGUAAAUGAAGUUUAUGAUGUCAGGGUUAAUAGAUUUAAAAAUCUGGAUUUAUGUCUACAAAUACGAAAAAUCUACCCACCGAAUUGCACUUGAGAUAAAAAAAAAACGAGCGCUCAUGUUUUUUUGUUCUAGGGCCAUUAUGCAAAAUACUGUAGAUAAACAGGCAUACGCUAUUGAUUUCUCAUUUAUCAUUCAAAACCCUGAUCUUGAUCCGUGAGAACCUGUGUAGAGAGUUAUGCUCCCAGAGAGGACGCCUGGGUCAUGGCUGCCGUUAGUACAACUAAACUGGGAAUGGGAAUCGGUUCUAAGAGGUUAAGUUGUCCCAGUAUUAUUUUCUGUGCCUCUCGUGGAAAUAUUAUUAUAUAUUGAGGAUAAUCACAGGUCAAACAUGUCUGUUUUCAUGUGAGAUAACCUACCAGGACGAAUCAAUUUUCUUUUCCACUUGCGCCUGUUCUUAAAAUCUAUGAGGGACGGCUUCAUCGAACAAGAUUCUUUCUGAGUUGUAUGCAAAUUGGUACCGCUGGGUUUUGCAUCACCCACGCAGCUUUGCAUUGCAUGACUGAACCCUGACAUGAAUGAAACGUUGGUCCACAAAGGGCGAAGGCAAUGGAGGAUCCGAGGCCGACAGGGAAAAGGAUGAAGCUGGGCGUUCGAAGUCCCUCAAGGUACUUCUUAUUUUCCCCAUUGAAGCGAGUCAACGCUGCAGAGGAAAUCCCCAUGCCCGCAUAUAAACUGCCUCUCCUUCAUGUAGUCAAAGGAGGAGGACGAUAAGAUGCGAGCGACGGCCGCCAACGUUGCCGCCCGAGCGGCAGUUGGCGGAGAUGAUAUGCUUUCCAAGUGGCAGCUGAUGGCCGAGCAAGCCCGGCAGAAGCGUGAAGGGGGGGUGGAAGCCGUCUCUGCCGGAGUGCCCGGGAGAGCCACCGCCGCUGCCGCCGCCGCCGCCCGCAAGCCUCUGCUGAGCUCCAGCAGGACAUCGAAGGAGCAACAGGAGGGCGAAAAGAAGACCCCUCUCCGCUCUCCUGCGACUGGUAGAUGCCAUGCCCAGCUACUCUGAUCCGACGUUUGUUCUUUUCUAUAGAGGAAGGUCAGUUUAUGACAUCCAUGUUGGCGUUUGUGCAGGGGGAAUGAGAAAGUUUGGAAGGAUGGUUCCGCACCCGAAGGUCAUCCGCAGCAUCUCCACCAAGGACGUCAUUGCAGUUCUCGAGAGGGAGCCUCAGAUGACCAAGUCCUCCCUCAUCUUCCGCCUCUAUGACGGCGCCCCGGCCAGUUCCCCCUUAGACUGA